This is a messenger RNA of Trichoplusia ni (cabbage looper), 1907 nucleotides long. RefSeq names its product 26S proteasome non-ATPase regulatory subunit 12 (gene Rpn5). Gene Ontology annotation, cellular component: proteasome regulatory particle, lid subcomplex; cytoplasm; nuclear proteasome complex. The record is from RefSeq and is a predicted model, not a curated record. The coding region runs from base 149 to 1501 and encodes 450 amino acids. The transcript is spliced from 9 exons. NCBI's taxonomy places the organism in Eukaryota, Metazoa, Arthropoda, Insecta, Lepidoptera, Noctuidae.
AUUGUCAUUGAAUGUCAUAGCCGUGAGUUUGCAUUACCGAGCAUUUUAGGAAUCUAAUUCUGAGACUUAUUCUUGUGUUUACUGAAUAUAAAUAAGUUUUGAAGUUUAAUCUGACUAAAUAACUUGUUUCAGUUCUCAAGCUCUAACAAUGUCGACAAACGGCGAUAUCAGUAGUCUUGAUGCCAGCGGCAAAAUUGUGAAGAUGGAAGUGGAUUACAGCACUACCUGUGAUGAGAAAAUUCCCAUGUUGAAGUCAUGGGCUGCAAAAGGCAAGGUUCAAGAAGCAAUAGACCAGCUGUUGGCAUUAGAGAAACAAACUAGAACCGGUGCUGACAUGGCUUCCACUGCAAGAAUCUUAGUAGCCAUUGUUCAAAUAUGUUUUGAAGCAAAGAAUUGGUCUGCACUCAAUGAUCAAAUUAUUCUUCUGUCUAAGAGAAGGUCACAACUUAAACAAGCUGUUGUGAAAAUGGUACAAGAAUGUUGCACUUAUGUCGACAAGACACCUGAUAAGGAAACAAAAGUUAAACUAAUUGAAACCUUAAGAUCCAUUACUGAAGGUAAAAUUUAUGUUGAAGUUGAAAGGGCCAGGCUUACGCACAUCUUAGCCAAAAUACGAGAAGAGGAAGGCAAUGCAACGGAAGCAGCUAAGAUCAUUCAAGAACUGCAGGUUGAGACCUAUGGGUCUAUGGACAAACGGGAAAAGGUUGAACUGAUUUUGGAACAAAUGAGACUGUGUUUGAACAUCAAGGAUUAUAUCCGCACACAAAUUAUCUCCAAGAAGAUUAACACUAAGUUCUUUGAAGAAGAAGAUACAGCGGAACUCAAAGAGAAAUUCUACCGGCUAAUGAUAGCUGUUGACCAACAUAACGGGCAGUAUCUAUCCGUGUGUCGUCACUUCCGCGCGCUCGGCCAGUCCGCUGGCGCCGACGCGUUGAUCGGCAGCGUCGUCUUCCUCACAUUGGCACCUUAUGACAACGAGCAGGCUGAUCUAACUCACAGAGUCAAUGAAGACAAAGAUCUCGAUAAACUGCCUGAAUAUAAACAACUGCUUGGCUUGUUCAUCAACCCAGAAAUCAUCAGAUGGAACACUUUGUGCUCGACAUACGAGAAGAUGCUCCGAGGUACGCCUUACUUCGAUUCCUCUGACGAAAAAGGACAGGAGCGCUGGAACGACCUGAAAAACAGAGUUGUCGAACAUAACAUUCGUAUAAUGUCGAUGUACUACACGCGUAUCACGCUGAAGCGCAUGAGCGAGCUGCUGGGCCUGAGCGAGACCGAGACGGAGGAGGCGCUCAGCCAGCUCGUGGUCAGCGGCGUCGUGCGCGCCAAGAUCGACCGCCCGGCGGGGGUCGUGCACUUCAGUUUGAACAUGGACGCAUCGGACCGUCUUAACGAAUGGUCAAACAAUCUAAACACGCUGAUGCAACUUGUGAACAAGACCACUCAUCUUAUCAACAAGGAGGAAUGUGUGCACAAGCAUCUACUCGCGACAACCGAAUAAAUAGUAUAGAACCUUCAUUUUAACCGUCAACGGAUACCUUAAGGCGUUCGUAUUAUGACGUUUUAAAAACCCAUAGAUUUCAUUUUGUCUCUGUCACUCUCAAGUGGCAUGACAAAGAUGGCAUUACAUAGUGACAUACAUUUUUCUUCUGUCAACGUAAGCGCCACCUCGACGCCGAUCACGGAAACUGCAAAGGCAUGGAGCUGUACACAUUCAAUUUGAUUCCUUAGUAUAAUGGUUAUUUAAAACGUCACAAUGCGGUCUCAACUCGCAUUAAAUAUUUCACUGUGUGAAAUUACUACCUACCUAUAUAUUUUCAUGUAGUAUCGUAUGUCUUUUGUUUUUGUAUACCUACAUUCGUUGACGGUCAUUUGUAACAAUAAAUCUUGAUGCUAAUUUAAUAUAA